UUUUUGAACUUGAUGAUGACACCAACAAUUUGCAAAUUCCUAACUUGGUGGCUAACCCAGCAGGUGACUGGGCUGCCAUUGUCUUCCAUGCUGGACAUGGCUCCCAAUGCCUUUGAUGAUCAGUAUGAGGGCUGUGCCCAACAAAUGGAGAAAAAGGCACCCAAACUGUUACAGGAAGACUUCAACAUGAAUGAGGAAUUUAAACAUGAGUGGAAAAAGGCAGAGGAAAAAUGGAAGCAGAUCAAAAAGAAGAGUUACCCCAAAGGUUUCAAUGAUUUCCAUGGAACAGCAUUAGUUGCCUACACUGGGGACAUCUACAACAGCUUUAAUAAUGCUAUUAGAAACUUCAAAAAAAAUCCUGCUAACUUCCACUUCAAGGCCUUCCAUUACUACUUAACAAGAGCUCUUCAGUUCUUGAGUAACCAGGGUUGUCGUUUAGUUUACCGAGGCACUGAUAUCACGUUUGAAUACAAUGGGAAGGGCUCUGUGCGAUUUGGGCAAUUCCUAUCCUCAUCUUUAAAGCAGAGUAAAGCUUUUUCUCCACCAUUUUUCAGUGGACACGGGACAAAAUUUUUCAUCAAAACUUGUUUGGGGAUUUAUAUCAAAGAUUUUUCUUACUACCCUGAGGAAGAGGAGGUGUUAAUUCCAGGCUAUGAAGUAUAUCAGAAAAUCACAACAAAAAAUGCAAAACAGUACAUAGAAAUUUAUCUAGACUCUCCGGAAAAGAAGAAGAGCAACUUCAAUUGUUUCUAUAGCGGUUCUACUAAAACAGAUGACAUUAGCAGCUCAGGAUCCAGAUAG
Molecule: messenger RNA, 801 nt
Organism: Apodemus sylvaticus (European woodmouse)
Lineage: Eukaryota; Metazoa; Chordata; Mammalia; Rodentia; Muridae
Product: T-cell ecto-ADP-ribosyltransferase 1-like
Exons: 3
Coding region: 13-801 (262 amino acids)
Molecular function (GO): NAD+-protein-arginine ADP-ribosyltransferase activity; NAD+ poly-ADP-ribosyltransferase activity
Source: RefSeq, a predicted model, not a curated record